Messenger RNA from Dentiscutata erythropus, 270 nucleotides. The record is from the annotation of a GenBank genome assembly. NCBI's taxonomy places the organism in Eukaryota, Fungi, Glomeromycota, Glomeromycetes, Diversisporales, Gigasporaceae.
CCAGGAAGUCAUAGAAGAGCUAGUUUAGCAUCACAAUCACAUACAACUAAUCUUGUUUCGAGACGAAACGAAAAUUUAAAGAAUACAUCACAUCUUUGUUUGCCUAGAUCUGAAGUCGCAAUUUUACAGCCUGUAAUGUCAAAAUCAAUCGAUAACGAAUCAUUAUGUUCAAUAACUUUUCGUGAAGAUUCAAUUAUAACCACUUGCAGAAAAGGUCAUAUAAGAUUAUGGUCAAGACCUCAAUUAGAUGAAAAGAGCGAACAAAUUUAA